AUGGUUAAAAUUCUCUUCUUUUUAUUCUCAAUUUUAGAAGGGGGUUAAGAUAAUGAAAGACAUGUCCAAGAAGAUCUUUUGAAAAAGAGAAUUAAGCAGAGGUGUCUAAUAACCCUAGACAUUAAAAUAAAUCUUUAACUUAAUUGGUAUCAUUAACAUAGAUUGGUGGAAAUAGAAGUAAUAAAUUAAUAUUAUAUAUAUAAGAAAUGAAUUAAAGAGUAUAGAAUUUAAAAAUAAUAAUUCUACAUCUAUAUUUCAUCACGUCCAUUAGUAUUUUGUAAACCAGAACAUAAAUUAAAAACCUAAACACCUUCUUCUCCAUAAAAAUAAUCACCUAUAAAACCUAAAUAAGUAGAAACACAAUCAAAUGAAUUAUGUAAAUUAAUAAACAAUUAUUCAGAACCUAUUUUAGAUUAUUAUAUAGAAUUAAAUGCUUAUAAUUAAUAAAAAUAGAAUUUAACACCAAAAAAUUGUUUGCUAAUCACACAGUCAGUGCAAAUCUUAGAGCAAAGAUGGUUGAAGUUCUUACCUCAGAUAAAUGCAAAGAUUAAUUAUUCUUUAUUGCUGUUAAUACCUAUCUAUCUAAAACAUAAUAAAAAUAUAUACCUUAAGAUUUACAUUUAAUUGGUUUGA
This is a messenger RNA of Paramecium primaurelia, 633 nucleotides long. The record is from the annotation of a GenBank genome assembly. Lineage: Eukaryota; Ciliophora; Oligohymenophorea; Peniculida; Parameciidae.